This is a messenger RNA of Ostertagia ostertagi, 1194 nucleotides long. NCBI's taxonomy places the organism in Eukaryota, Metazoa, Nematoda, Chromadorea, Rhabditida, Trichostrongylidae. The record is from the annotation of a GenBank genome assembly.
AUGAUACCAUUAAACGCUCCGCUUCCACUACAGAAUGGGCAAUCACUCUCGACGAUGGCCUCAUUCACCACCGAUCACUUCAGCGCUACGAAUUCAUCGUGGAAUAGCAAUCAUGAGAUCGCCCGUUUGUUAUAUUCCGCCCCAAGUCAUCCGGAAUGGAUAACACAACAAGUGGCUAUUCGACCUCAAACCGGUGCGCAGUAUAUGUUUUGUCGGUUUGAUGGUAAUUGGUUCAAGAUGGACGGAUACGAGUGGAAGAAGCGUCGGGAAGGCAAGCAAAUACGCGAGGAUCAUAUGAAGUUAAAGGUGAAUAAGCAAGAAAUCCUUUCUGCAAAUUAUGCGCACUCGUCUGUCGUCCCAACGUUUCACAGAAGAGUUUACUGGCUGACAAAUAAUCCCGACUACGCCCUUGUGCACUACCUUAACACUGAAACUGAGCUCAACAUAAAGAACAUUAUGGACAAGAUACUGGCAUGUGUAAAGCUAAACAGUCUGAAUCUUGGUCAGCAACAGCUCCUCGAUCAGGUUGCACCAAUAUAUGCUAAUAUGCUAAAUCAACAAGACAUCGCAUGUAUCUGUGAAAAGUUGGGCAGUGUACUACGGUUUUCUCCGUCUUGUAACAAUGAGGGCAAUGACUGGAAGGCGCAACUGGGAAUAAAUACGGCAGUUGCGACCCCUCGAAGUCAACCUAUGUCGAACCAUGGGUCUUCGCACCAGCUGGAACGACGUAAUUCGUGCAGCUCGGCCUUUCGUCCAGGUUUGUCUUCACUGAUCUUGCGAAGGCAGCCCUCGACAUUUAGCGAUUCAGUGGACGUCACCUAUGGAGGUGCGCCGGCUCUGAACAAUAUGAUGGAUGGGAUGCCGGUAAAAGAAACCCUCACUGGGUACUCUGUUGAUGGUCGUUCGCACUCCGGAGAGACGCAACGUAGCAGUAAUCAGGAUGAAGACAUGUCGAUAAGUCUUCAGCCAUCUCAGCCUGCUUCGCAUUCGUCACAUAUGCAGGAUAAUCAGCCAUCCACUUGUCUCGCACCCAUUACAGAUAUCACGCCUAAUAGUGGAUGUGUGAAGGGUGGCACUAAGGUAUUGGUGAUUGGCGGAUGGUACAUGAAGGGUCAUGAUUAUACUGUAAUGUUCGGUGAGCGGCGUAUACCAGCAAGACUGAUACAAGUCGGAGUGCGUCCGUAUUGUACCCCA